AAUCUUGGGUUCCUGACGGCGAUGGCGGCGAUUUCAGGCAUCUCCUCUGGUACGUUGACGAUUUCACGGCCUUUGGCUACUCUUCGACGCUCUAGAGCCGCCGUUUCGUACAGCUCCUCUCACCGAUUGUUCCGUCAUCGUCCGCUCACUUCUCGUCGCCUGCUAUUUAGGAACUUUGAUCGAGUACAAGCAACGAUUUUGCAAGAUGAUGAAGAGAAAGUUGUGGUGGAGGAAUCAUUUAAAGCUGAGACUUUUACUGGUAAAGAACCACUUGAGGAGCCAGAUAUGAGUUCUUCUUCAAGUAGUGCUUUUGAGUCAUGGAUCAUCAAGCUUGAGCAAGGAGUGAAUGUCUUCCUCACAGAUUCGGUGAUAAAGAUACUUGACACAUUGUAUCGUGACCGAACCUAUGCAAGGUUCUUUGUUCUUGAGACAAUUGCUAGAGUACCUUAUUUUGCCUUUAUGUCUGUGCUACAUAUGUAUGAGACCUUUGGUUGGUGGAGGAGAGCAGAUUAUUUGAAAGUACAUUUUGCUGAGAGCUGGAAUGAGAUGCAUCACUUGCUCAUAAUGGAGGAAUUGGGUGGAAAUUCUUGGUGGUUUGAUCGUUUUCUGGCCCAGCACAUAGCAACAUUCUAUUACUUCAUGACAGUGUUCUUGUAUAUCGUAAGCCCUAGAAUGGCAUAUCACUUUUCGGAAUGUGUGGAGAGUCAUGCAUUUGAGACUUAUGAUAAAUUUCUCAAGGCCAGUGGAGAGGAGUUGAAGAAUAUGCCUGCACCCGAUAUCGCAGUAAAAUACUAUACCGGAAGUGACUUGUACUUAUUUGAUGAGUUCCAAACAUCCAGAGCUCCCAAUACUCGAAGACCAGUAAUAGAGAAUCUAUACGAUGUGUUUGUGAACAUAAGAGACGAUGAAGCAGAACACUGCAAGACAAUGAGAGCUUGUCAGACUCUGGGCAGUCUACGUUCUCCACAUUCCAUUUUAGAAGAUGGUGAUGCAGAAGAAGAAUCAGGGUGUGUUGUUCCUGAGGCGGCUCAUUGUGAAGCUCAUGAAGAAUAGAUAUAAAUCCCAUAUACUUGGGAACAAAGGAAUAAUGUGAAAUUCCCAUCGUUAUGUAUUGUGUGGGAGAGAAUCAAAUACCCUUAUGAUG
Arabidopsis arenosa is the source of this 1144-nucleotide messenger RNA. Lineage: Eukaryota; Viridiplantae; Streptophyta; Magnoliopsida; Brassicales; Brassicaceae. The record is from the annotation of a GenBank genome assembly.